Coffea eugenioides is the source of this 2055-nucleotide messenger RNA. Its product is annotated as AAA-ATPase ASD, mitochondrial-like. Lineage: Eukaryota; Viridiplantae; Streptophyta; Magnoliopsida; Gentianales; Rubiaceae. The transcript has a single exon. Bases 42 to 1751 code for a protein of 569 amino acids. Gene Ontology annotation, molecular function: ATP binding; ATP hydrolysis activity. The record is from RefSeq and is a predicted model, not a curated record.
GAUCUCAUUUCUAGGAAAAACAAUGUGUAGCUUCUGAGAAGAUGGUUAAAACAGAAGAAUUAGUUGAUUUUCUCCGUAUAAAUAAGGAAAGCAAACUAGCUCUGAAACAAAACUUUACCACAGCUUCAAAAUAUAGUCAUUAUUCGUUCAAUGCGAGUAAAAUGAUGUCCAUGGGGGAAAUGUGGGCUAGUUUAGGGUCAGCUAUGGCGAGCGUAAUGUUUGUCUGGGCAAUGUGUCAAAACUUAUUCCCUGGCGAACUUCGUGGCCAAAUUAAGAGAUAUGAGGAGAAACUUAGAAGCUUUUUCUCCCCAUAUAUCCAAAUCAUAUUCCCUGAAUAUCAAGGUGAUGGUUUUCAGCGGAGUAAAGCCUUUAUGGCCAUUGAAAGGUACCUUGAUCAGAACUCUACCAAGCAAACAAACCGUCUCAGAGCCAACGUCAUCCAAGAUUGCGAGCAGAUAGUCCUGAGUAUGCAGGAGGCGGGGGAGGUUACUGAUGAAUAUGAGGGAAUCAAGCUUUGGUGGGCUUCUCGCAAACACACUCCUACCAGCCAGUCGAUUUCAUUCUAUCCCAGAGAAGAGGCGAAGAGAUAUUUCAAACUCACUUUUCACAAAAAACACCGAGAAAUCAUCACAAAGAUGUAUCUGAAACAUGUGUUGGAUCAGGGAAAAGCUAUCACUGUAAGUCAGAGACAGCGGAAGUUGUACAUCAACAAGAAGAGUGAAGAUUGGUAUGGGUACAAGAGGACAAUGUGGAGCAGUGUUGUUUUUGAGCAUCCGUCUACAUUUGAUACUCUGGCCAUGGAACCUAAGAAGAAGCAAGAAAUCAUUGAUGAUCUCACCACUUUUAGCAAAUCUAAAGACUAUUAUGCAAAGAUAGGCAAGGCAUGGAAGCGAGGAUAUCUUCUUUAUGGUCCUCCAGGAACUGGUAAGUCCUCAAUGAUUGCUGCCAUGGCUAAUUUCAUGAAUUAUGAUGUGUAUGAUCUCGAGUUGACUUCAGUCAAGGAUAAUACUGAAUUGAGGAAAUUGCUGAUUGAUACAUCCGGCAAAGCUAUUAUUGUAAUAGAAGAUAUCGAUUGUUCCCUUGAUCUCACGGGGCAGAGGGAGAAGAAAAAAGAGAAGAAAAAUAAAAAUGAGGAAGAAAAGCAAGAUAAAGAUCCAGUCAAGAAGAAGAUGAAAAAUAUGGAGGAAAAGAAGAACAGCCAGGUUACUCUUUCAGGGCUUCUGAACUUCAUCGACGGGCUUUGGUCAGCUUUAGGAGGCGAAAGGCUUAUUGUUUUCACAACUAAUUUUGUUGAAAAGCUUGAUCCUGCUCUCAUUAGAAGAGGGAGGAUGGAUAAGCACAUUGAACUCUCAUAUUGUGGAUUUGAAGCAUUCAAGGUAUUGGCUAAGAAUUACUUAGACAUUGAGUCCCACCAUCUGUUUUCCGAGAUUGAACAUAUGUUGGAGGAAACCAAUGUGACUCCAGCAGAUGUUGCAGAAAAUUUGAUGCCAAAGGCUGCUGGAGAGGGUGCUGACAUAUGUUUAGAGAGAUUGAUCAAAGCAAUUGAGCAAGCCAAGGAAGAUGCGAGGCUGAAAGCAGAAGAGGAAGCAAAACUCAAAGCAGAGGAAGAAGAAAGACUAAGAGCUGAGAAAGAAGAGAAAGAGAAACAGAAAGAAGGUGACAGUGAGGUGAAGAGUUCAGAAGAAACCUUGAGCAAAGGGGUGAAAGAAAAUGGAGAAGAGGUUAAAGAAAAUGGAAAAGUUGCUUCUUGACAUGGAUGACUGAAAUGUGGUUGGAACAUUACAGUAAUUCCAUCAUUGGUUUAUUAUCCUUGUUAUGUUUUCAUUCAAUUUUACUUUAGCAUUUACACUGAUUAGGACUGAAUUGCUAUUUGGUGUAAAAGCAUCAAGUUUAUAUGUAACAUACAUUUAGUUCUCUGUUCGUUCCUUAUUGAGAGCAACUACAGAUAUUCAAGGUUGUUUGUCAUCCAAAAUAUUACUUCAUCCAGCAUUAACAUUGGCUGAAGAUGACUAAUGGGGAGUUUCUAAAGAAUAACAUACCUCUAGUUUCCUGCUA